AUGUCUCGAGCAGCAAUCUCGCGUCUGCGCAAGCCUUUAAUAGGCCUCGCCGCCGUGGCCACCACCGGCACCGUCCUCUACGCCUCCCGCCGACAGAACAGACACUCGUUUGACACGCCGCUAGUGCCGCUACAGCGCGACGACAGCGGUCGCAUCGUGCCGCCGACAUUUCCCAAGCUCAAGAGCCGCGCCGAGAACCUCGCCGAGCUCCGCCGCCACGGACAACCUGACAGUAACGAAGAGUAUGACCUCCUGAUUAUCGGCGGCGGCGCGACCGGAACGGGCAUCGCGCUCGACGCCGUGACGCGCGGUCUCAAGGUCGCCCUCGUCGAGCGCGACGACUUCUCAGCCGGGACGAGCUCCAAGAGCACCAAGCUCGUCCACGGCGGCGUGCGGUACCUAGAGAAGGCCGUAUGGAACCUCGACUAUGCGCAGCUGCAGCUCGUCAUGGAGGCGCUGCACGAGCGCCGCACGUUCCUCGACAUCGCGCCGCAUCUGUCGCGGUCGCUGCCCAUCCUGCUGCCGCUCGAGCGCUGGUGGCAGGCGCCGUACAUGUGGGUUGGCACCAAGGCGUACGACCUGCUGGCCGGUGACCAGGGGCUGGAGCCGUCGUACUACAUGGGCCGUGCCGCUGCGCUGGCCCGGCUGCCGCUGCUGAACCCGGAGAAGCUGGUCGGCGCUCUCGUCUACUACGAUGGCCAGCACAACGACUCACGCAUGAACGUGGCCCUCGCGACCACGGCGUCGCUCUACGGCGCGACGGUGCUCAACCACGUCGAGGUCACGGGCCUGCGCAAGGGCGCCGACGGCAAGAUUUGCGGCGCGAUGGUGCGUGACGUCCUCGCCGGCGACGACGCCGAGGCCGGCCUCGAUGGCGGCGAGUUCGCUGUCCGCGCCAAGGGCGUCAUCAACGCGACCGGCCCGUUCGCCGACGCCGUCGAGCGCAUGGACGAGCCCACGCGCAAGCCGAUGAUCGCUCCCGCGUCGGGCGCGCACGUGGUGCUGCCGGCGGGCCUGUGCCCGAGCGGCAUGGGCAUGCUGGACGCAGCGACGUCGGACGGACGCGUCGUCUUCGUGCUGCCGUGGGAGGGCCGCACGCUGGCGGGCACGACGGACAACGCGUGCGAGGUGGAGCGGCAGCCGACGGCGCGCGGCGAGGAUGUCGAAUUCAUCCUUGGUGAGGUCAGCAAGCUGCUGCGCCCCGAGGCGGCGCUGACACGCGCCGACGUGCUGGCCGCCUGGUCCGGCAUCCGCCCUCUGGUGCGCGACCCGCACGCCAAGAACACCGAGUCGCUCGUCCGCAGCCACCUCGUCACCGUGUCGCCCGCGGGCCUGCUGACUUGCGCCGGCGGCAAGUGGACGACCUACCGCCAGAUGGCCGAGGACGCCGUCGACCAGGCCAUCGAGACGUUUGGCCUGCAACCGCGCGCUGACGUGGCCCUCGCCAACAUCUCCGGCGCCUGCCCCCAAGGCGCCUCGGCCCUGCAGAGCACCACCGGCGCGUGCGUCACCCGCAAGGCCGUCCUGGUCGGCUCCCACGGCUACUCGACCAAGCUGCCCGCUGAGCUCGCCGAGGACCGCGUCCUCGACGCCGACGUCGCGCACCACCUGGCCACCAACUACGGUGACCGCGCGUGGGCUGUUCUCGCGGCGGCCGGCCCCGAGGGCCCGACACGCCUGCUGCCCGCGCACCCGUUCACCGACGCCGAGGUGCGGUACGGCGUGCGCGCCGAGGCCGCCUGUACGGCUGCUGAUGUGAUCGCGCGGCGCACGCGACUCGCGUUCCUCGACGCCGACGGCGCGCGCCGCGCGCUGCCCCGCGUGGUCGAGAUCAUGGCGGAGGAGCUCGGCUGGGGCGCGGCUAGGCAGGCGCGCGAGCGUCGCGAGGCGCUGCGCUUCCUCGAGUCCAUGGGCCUGGCGCGCGGCGGCGGGGAGGUGUUCGAGGAUGCGGAGGCGGAGGCCGCUCGCGUGACGACGAAGCAGAAGGCGCUGGCGGUCGGCGGCAAGCUCAACUUUGGCGGUGUCGUCGGCCAGCGGGACGCCGGCGGGCAGUAA
Messenger RNA from Cordyceps fumosorosea ARSEF 2679, 2055 nucleotides. Its product is annotated as glycerol-3-phosphate dehydrogenase. Gene Ontology annotation, cellular component: glycerol-3-phosphate dehydrogenase (FAD) complex; mitochondrion. The transcript has a single exon. Gene Ontology annotation, molecular function: glycerol-3-phosphate dehydrogenase (quinone) activity. Gene Ontology annotation, biological process: glycerol-3-phosphate metabolic process. Bases 1 to 2055 code for a protein of 684 amino acids. The record is from RefSeq and is a predicted model, not a curated record. NCBI's taxonomy places the organism in Eukaryota, Fungi, Ascomycota, Sordariomycetes, Hypocreales, Cordycipitaceae.